UCUGUGUCAGUCAGGGAUUGUAGGGAAAAAAGAAAUUUUGAAAACCGAUAAUUUCUCUUGCAGCACUCAAAGAAAAAAAAAUUUUUCUCAUUUUUAGUUAAUUAACAAUUUAAUUUUUUAAUACCAAACGAUGAAAAUGCAAUACCAAACGUCUGUGUCAGUCAGGGAUUGUAGGGAAAAAAGAAAUUUUGAAAACCGAUAAUUUCUCUUGCAGCACUCAAAGAAAAAAAAAUUUUUCUCAUUUUUAGUUAAUUAACAAUUUAAUUUUUUAAUACCAAACGAUGAAAAUGCAAUACCAAACGUCUGUGUCAGUCAGGGAUUGUAGGGAAAAAAGAAAUUUUGAAAACCGAUAAUUUCUCUUGCAGCACUCAAAGAAAAAAAAAUUUUUCUCAUUUUUAGUUAAUUAACAAUUUAAUUUUUUAAUACCAAACGAUGAAAAAGCAAUACCAAACGUCUGUGUCAGUCAGGGAUUGUAGGGAAAAAAGAAAUUUUGAAAAACGAUAAUUUCUCUUGCAGCACUCAAAGAAAAAAAAAAUUUUUUUAAUAGUUAAUUAAUUAACAAUUUAAUUUUUUAAUACCAAACGAUGAAAAAGCAAUACCAAACGUCUGUGUCAGUCAGGGAUUGUAGGGAAAAAAGAAAUUUUGAAAAACGAUAAUUUCUCUUGCAGCACUCAAAGAAAAAAAAAUUUUUUUUAAUAGUUAAUUAAUUAACAAUUUAAUUUUUUAAUAUCAAACGAUGAAAUUGCAAUACCAAACGUCUGUGUCAGUCAGGGAUUGUAGGGAAAAAAGAAAUUUUGAAAACCGAUAAUUUCUCUUGCAGCACUCAAAGAAAAAAAAAUUUUUCUCAUUUUUAGUUAAUUAACAAUUUAAUUUUUUAAUACCAAACGAUGAAAAAGCAAUACCAAACGUCUGUGUCAGUCAGGGAUUGUAGGGAAAAAAGAAAUUUUGAAAAACGAUAAUUUCUCUUGCAGCACUCAAAGAAAAAAAAAUUUUUUUUAAUAGUUAAUUAAUUAACAAUUUAAUUUUUUAAUACCAAACGAUGAAAAUUCAAUACCAAACGUCUGUGUCAGUCAGGGAUUGUAGGGAAAAAAGAAAUUUUGAAAAACGAUAAUUUCUCUUGCAGCACUCAAAGAAAAAAAAUUUUUUCUCAUUUUUAGUUAAUUAACAAUUUAAUUUUUUAAUACCAAACGAUGAAAAUUCAAUACCAAACGUCUGUGUCAGUCAGGGAUUGUAGGGAAAAAAGAAAUUUUGAAAAACGAUAAUUUCUCUUGCAGCACUCAAAGAAAAAAAAAAUUUUUUUACUAGUUAAUUAAUUAACAAUUUCAUUUUUUAAUACCAAACGAUGAAAAAGCAAUACCAAACGUCUAUGUCAGUCAGGGAUUGUAGGGAAAAAAGAAAUUUUGAAAAACGAUAAUUUCUCUUGCAGCACUCAAAGAAAAAAAAUUUUUUUUUAAUAUUUAAUUAAUUGACAAUUUCAUUAUUUAAUACCAAACGAUGAAAAAGCAAUACCAAACGUCUGUGUCAGUCAGGGAUUGUAGGGAAAAAAGAAAUUUUGAAAACCGAUAAUUUCUCUUGCAGCACUCAAAGAAAAAAAAUUUUUUCUCAUUUUUAGUUAAUUAACAAUUUAAUUUUUUAAUACCAAACGAUGAAAAUGCAAUACCAAACGUCUGUGUCAGUCAGGGAUUGUAGGGAAAAAAGAAAUUUUGAAAAACGAUAAUUUCUCUUGCAGCACUCAAAGAAAAAAAAAAUUUUUUUAAUAGUUAAUUAAUUAACAAUUUAAUUUUUUAAUACCAAACGAUGAAAAAGCAAUACCAAACGUCUGUGUCAGUCAGGGAUUGUAGGGAAAAAAGAAAUUUUGAAAAACGAUAAUUUCUCUUGCAGCACUCAAAGAAAAAAAAAUUUUUUUUAAUAGUUAAUUAAUUAACAAUUUAAUUUUUUAAUACCAAACGAUGAAAAAGCAAUACCAAACGUCUGUGUCAGUCAGGGAUUGUAGGGAAAAAAGAAAUUUUGAAAAACGAUAAUUUCUCUUGCAGCACUUAAAGAAAAUAUUUUUAUUUUUUUAAGAACUUAAUGUGACGAAUUAUACAAAAUAUUUUUUUUUUAUUAAGAGAAUUGAAUUUAUUUAAUUUUUAUCUUUAUACAUGUAUUUGAUUUAACCAAAGUGGUGUUAAACAAAUUGUUCUGCAUUUAAAUUUUGCCGGCAAUUCAUAAUGGCUGACCGUCAUGCGCAUGCGUAAUGUUGAAUAGCAUGACAGUCCUGUUCAUCAUUGUACAUUUAUUUUUAUGUUAUAUUUUAGUUUUUUUUUACUACCAAACAUCAGAAAGUAGAUACCAAUCACUACCAAACAACUACCAAACGUUACCACUUUGAAUUAUCUUAAAAAAUUGUAUAGUGUAGUGCUACCGUGAAGUUAGCACUUUGAACUUAAAAUUUAAAUAACUUUUUUAAUAUUUACUACCAAACAAUUAAAACUGAUUACCAUACACUACCAUACGAUUACCAAACGAUUUGAUAUAGUUUAAUAAUGAUUUAAUGAGUUUGCGGUGCCAACUUCACGUCGCUUUUAAUAUAUUAACUGUCAAACUUUCAUUGUUUAUCUGACGAACGGAAGUAGAUGGCGCUGUAAACAUUUGUCAAUUUUCAAAUAAUGUCACAAACGAUCGUUCCUAUUGGAUAUUUUUCAAAUUUGCUCGCAAAUAAACAGCCAAUUAGCGCGAUCGUUUUUAAAACGCGCCUUAAAGUUGUUGGUUAUGUUUAUGUUAUUGUUUACAUAAAUUAUUUUUAUAUAUUGAAUGUUUCUAUUGAAAACAAAUGACAGUAAAAAAUUAGAAAGUCAAUGACCGAGAAGAAAAGAGUUCUUAUGGUGUGUUUAGGUAAUACAUGUAGAUCAACGAUCGCUGAAGCUGUAUUUAAAAAUUAUGCCAAAAAAAUGAAUUAUUUAUGGGAUGUUGACAGUGCUGGUUUGAGAGGUUAUCAUAUUGGCGAAGGUCCUAAUCAAAGAACUUUAGAUAUUCUUGCAAAAAAUGGCAUAGAAAAUUAUUAUCACAUUGCAAAAGUCAUUAAAAAUCAAGAUUUUGAAGAUUUUGAUUGGAUACUGGGAAUGGAUGAAUAUAAUUUGUCACGUUUAAAAGAAUUACAACCAAAAAAUUGUCGAGCAAAAGUUGAACUUCUUGGAAAAUAUCAUCCAAAUGGAGAAAUAAUUAUUGAAGAUCCUUAUUUUGAAAAUGAUGUUACCAGUUUUCAGACAGUUUACGAACAAUGUGUCGCAUGUAUUAAACAUUUCUUGGAGCAAAAAAAUUAAAAUUAAUGUUUUAUGAUCUAGUCAUUAAUUAAAUACAAAGUGAUAAAUAGUGAGUGGU
Messenger RNA from Leptopilina boulardi, 3360 nucleotides. RefSeq names its product low molecular weight phosphotyrosine protein phosphatase-like. The transcript is spliced from 4 exons. Gene Ontology annotation, cellular component: cytoplasm. Lineage: Eukaryota; Metazoa; Arthropoda; Insecta; Hymenoptera; Figitidae. Gene Ontology annotation, biological process: protein dephosphorylation. Gene Ontology annotation, molecular function: non-membrane spanning protein tyrosine phosphatase activity; acid phosphatase activity. The record is from RefSeq and is a predicted model, not a curated record. The coding region runs from base 2838 to 3302 and encodes 154 amino acids.